GUAUCCAAAAAUUCUAUUUCUAAAUGACAAGCACAUUUCUUUGACAGUUGUAACUGGGAUUUAAAGGAAGUGGGAUACAGAUUGAGGUAGAUACCCAGUCAUCACAACAGGUGUUCUGAUCAUCCGUCCAGCUGUAUGUCUCGCUGACAUUUAGGAGAGAGCCAGCACUUAUUCCGUCCUUUUUACUCAUGAUGCCGUCCCAUGUUCCAGAAAUACCCAACAUCCCACAAGUACCCAUAUGGAGUGCCCGCCAGCCCAACCUGCCCCCACCCCAGAGGAUGUUCCCGUCCAUGCCUAGAAACCACAUGGAGGCUGCUGCAAUGACCUAUAACCCUGGAUGCAGAUUUGGAAAAUAUUCAUCGAAAAUACCAAUGUCGCAGACAACCAUAUCUCCUAAUAGUUCAGUCACUGGGCCCCCCUUGUCCCAGGAAGCUUUUGAUUACUUGUGGCAUAGCUUAGAAGAGUGUACUGACCAAGGCCAGUACACUCAUAUACAACAGAGGGACUUGGAUUAUUCAUACGAGGAUAUAAAUGAGGAUGAAGAUACCACUAGCCUUCAGAUAGAAAGAUUUCAAAUAAAAUCGAAUCAUCAAGAUUCGAUUACAGAUCUGCUUAACCCCAUUAUUCCACAAUCAACAGCCUCGUCAAUGAGCCCAGACUCACAGACUGGCAUCAUAGGCAGCUCAACAGCAUCAUCCCCAUACAAUGAUACCAUCACAUCUCCCCCACCGUAUUCACCACACACAAGUAUGACCUCACCCAUUCCAACAGUUCCAUCCAACACUGAUUAUGCUGGGGAUUCUGGAUUUCAAAUAUCAUUUUCGCAACCAUCGAAAGAAACGAAAUCAACAACUUGGACAUACUCCGAAUCAUUAAAGAAACUAUAUGUCAGAAUGGCUACAACAUGCCCAGUACGUUUUAAAACACAGCGCCAACCACCUGCAGGUUGUAUUAUCAGGGCAAUGCCAAUUUUUAUGAAACCAGAACAUGUGCAAGAACCUGUCAAGCGUUGCCCAAACCAUGCAACAUCUAAAGAAAAUAAUGAGAAUCAUCCCGCUCCAACACAUUUAGUGAGAUGUGAACACAAACUGGCAAAAUAUACGGAAGAUUCUUAUACAUCCAGACAAAGUGUUAUAAUUCCCCAUGAGCAGCCCCAGGCUGGGUCAGAGUGGGUGACAAACCUGUUCCAGUUUAUGUGUCUGGGUUCCUGUGUGGGAGGGCCUAACAGAAGACCCAUCCAAAUUGUCUUCACCCUUGAAAAAGACAACCAAGUGCUUGGUAGACGGGCAGUGGAAGUAAGGAUAUGUGCUUGUCCGGGGAGGGAUCGCAAGGCAGAUGAAAAAGCAGCUCUCCCACCUGCCAAGCAGUCACCCAAAAAGAUUGGGAGUAAGAUCUCUUAUGGAACAGAAAUUACGACCAUAAUGCCUGGAAAGAAGAGGAAGUUGGAUGACGGAGGAGAGGAAUCUUUCACCCUGACAGUGCGUGGUAAAGAAAAUUAUGACAUUCUUUGUAAACUGAGGGAUUCCCUAGAACUUGCAUCCAUGGUUCCACAGAAUCAGAUUGAUCGCUACAAGCAACAGCAGGUGGAAGUGAACAGACAGCCCACUUUGAUAGCAGCAAGUCGAGAAUCCGAGGUGGUUGUGCAGACAGAGUCAACUAGUAGACAGGCCACUCUCCCAUUUACACCUGAGGUAGCCAAUCAGAUUCAAGUGUCUUCCUCGCAAAACGGUGCUGUCCAAGUGAUCCCAAUAGAGAAUGGAGACGCUCAAAUAAAGGAGGAGCUGUUGAAUGGCACUGACAAUAGCAUUGCAAGUUGGUUGACCAGCUUGGGCCUCUCAGCAUACAUAGACAAUUUCCACCAACAGAACCUGGUGACAAUGAGCCAGUUAGAAGAUCACACUUUAGAGGACCUCCAAAAAAUGAAGAUCGGAACAACACACCGCAACAAGAUUUGGAAGGGUUUAGUGGAGUACAAGAACUCAGUAAACUGCCUGGACCCAGAAUCCUUACAAAGAGAUAAUAGCACAGCUUCCUCCAUUAAUCUGAACUCCCAGGGUUCCAUAUCGCAGAGCUCCACCUAUUGCCCGGGAUAUUAUGAGGUCACCAGGUACACCUUUAAGCACACAAUUUCUAUGACACGAGAGACCAAGAGGCCGAGGACUGAUGAGUAAAUGCUGUAAGGACCAAAGAUUCCACACAACGAGCAGUACUGUACAGACAUUUUGAAAACUUUGUAUAUGUACGUUUUGGUCAAAAUGUUGAUGCUUAUUUAUGCAAACAAGGAAAUGUUUUCAAGAUUUUACAAUCUUUGCUCUUUUUUGUGAGAGGAGCAGUUUUGUAGAAAAUUGUUUCAGCUUUUUUUUUUCCCCUUGUCUAUUUGUUAAUGAUUGUUAUGUAUAUUUUUGAGUUUCGUAGAGUUAGCAUUUGAACAAGAGUAUAGACUUGUGUAUGGUCUUAUUUGCUUUUUUUGUUUUGCUAGGGUUAAUUGGUUUUUGUUUUGUUUUUGAUGUUAAUUUAAAAAGAGAUAUACAAUGACAAAACGUUAAUGGUGUUCAAAGUUCAUUGUGAACAAACUACUUCUGUGUUCAGUGAUGCAAUUACAUUGAUAUCAUGUUCAUGUCGUCCUGCGUUUUUAUAUCACAAGUGAAAUUAUGAUGGUGCAAUUAAAGUAUUCCAUUUUCAUUCCAUUUCAGUUUGAGAUGCAUUAAACUGUAUUUUUUAUGGGUCAUUUUAUAACCAUUGGCUUUCCAUGGUUUUAUACUUCUCAAAACAUUUUAAACAUUGUUGAUUUUGAUUUUUUUUUAAUUCAUAAAAAAAUUUAUGGUACUUAUGGUUUUAAUAAAAGUAUCUCCAUAACUUUCUUAAGUGGCAGAAAUGUUUUCUACUCAUCAUUUAUCAUCUCAUUUUAUGCAUCACAUAAAGCAAGUCAAGAAACUCUCCGUCCUGUUCCAUUUUCUGUUACUAGUUUUUUUUUUUUUUUUUCAAAGAAAAAGAAAAACAUGUUGUUGAGCAAUAUUCUAUAUUUAACUGAUAUGUAUUGUGUGUUACACGUGUCAUUUGCUGUGAAGUAUAUUUAAUGAGUGUGACAGUGUAUAGGGUUCAUUUUGAGUACAACAGUGUAUCCAUUACAAGAUUUUAUUUAUUUAUGAAAUUGAACCAUAUUUUGUUUUGCCUAAAUAAUGUUGUAAUACCCAAAUUAACUUGUACAUUUAUAUACUAUGUAGUGAGUAGAGUUGAUUUAUAUAUUUAACAUCUGUUUAAAUAACUUUACAAACAAUAUUGGAAUCCCUCUGAUGAAAUAUCUCAGCAUAUUUGGACAACACUGCCUUUCAAAGAUGUAAACUUACUGCAUUUGUCAUCAUCUUGUUUAAAUCUGUUAGGAUAAUUCAUUAUCUAAUGGAAGUAAUCACUGUUCAAAAAGCAUUUGCUUUGAAGUAGGUAUGAAAACGAAUUAAUGUUAGGAAGUGUUCGGACUUGGAGUGUGCAAUUGUUGACAUUGUGCCUUAGGAUGUGUUAUCAAAUUAAAUACAGCCACCUUAGCAGGCAAUUUCUCCUCACUAGCUGUCACAGGUUCAGACAGUAACAAACUAGAUACACGCCAUUAGAGCUCUCCUUCUUGUCAAAAUUACAGUGAGAAAGAUGUCUGUAAAUGGUAGCAUGAACGUAACUAUGUCCUAUUGCACUUGAAACAACAAAAAAUCAGUGCUUGUGUUCUUAGCCAAUAUUCUGAUGUGUAUAGUGUAUGUGUUUACCAAUAUUUCCUGUGUUAUAUGUGAUCUUUGUUUUACUGUAUUUGAAAAAAACCAUGAAUGAAACAAAAAGUUGUCUACUUAAAGCUGCAUAUGAUCGCCAUAUAUGUAGAGAGAGUAUUUUGAGACUUUUUUAUGUUAAAUCCAAAUUUAUGUGAUAAUUGAAUGGUUCAAAUGUUUCUUUGGCUUUAUCGAGAAUUUAAGAGAGAGAAGUUUUCUAUGAAUUGUUGAUUGUACAUACCUUGCAAAGUCUAUGAAGCUUACUUUUGAUAACCAUUAUAUGAUACAAAUAAUGAGUGGAAAAUGUUUUAUAAUUUUGUUUUACAAUACAAUUAUAUAAAAUAAAACAAGAAAUAUAUCUGAA
Molecule: messenger RNA, 4113 nt
Organism: Saccostrea echinata
Lineage: Eukaryota; Metazoa; Mollusca; Bivalvia; Ostreida; Ostreidae
Product: tumor protein 63-like
Exons: 14
Coding region: 189-2171 (660 amino acids)
Biological process (GO): protein tetramerization; apoptotic process; regulation of transcription by RNA polymerase II
Cellular component (GO): nucleus
Molecular function (GO): DNA-binding transcription factor activity, RNA polymerase II-specific; protein binding; RNA polymerase II cis-regulatory region sequence-specific DNA binding
Source: RefSeq, a predicted model, not a curated record